Molecule: messenger RNA, 4156 nt
Organism: Pantherophis guttatus
Lineage: Eukaryota; Metazoa; Chordata; Lepidosauria; Squamata; Colubridae
Gene: THRAP3
Product: thyroid hormone receptor associated protein 3
Biological process (GO): positive regulation of transcription by RNA polymerase II
Cellular component (GO): mediator complex
Molecular function (GO): transcription coregulator activity; DNA binding
Source: RefSeq, a predicted model, not a curated record
GGACGUACCUAGCUUGCUUUUUUUUUUUUUGUGCUGAUGCGCGCGCAAAGCGUCCGGACCUUCUGCAGCUGUGGAGGUGGACCGUGAGGCGACGAAGGCAGGCGAGAGCGGGCCGGGCCUCGACGAGUUGUUUGCUCUUUCAAGUGGAAGGAGACGUGCCAAUUGACCUUGCUUUCUGUUCAAGCAGAGUUAAUUUCAAGGCAAGAUUAAAGUGAAAGGAUUUAUCGGAGAUGUCAAAAACAAAUAAAUCAAAAUCAGGGUCCCGUUCUUCUCGUUCAAGAUCUGGGUCCCGGUCUCGGUCUCGGUCUUUCUCAAAGUCUCGAUCUCGGUCUCGAUCAGUUUCAAGAUCAAGGAAACGAAGGCUGAGUUCUAGGUCCCGCUCAAGAUCAUAUUCUCCAUCUCAUAACAGGGAGAGGAACCAUCAGCGAGUAUACCAGAACCGGGAUUUUCGAGGUCAUAACAGAGGCUAUCGGAGACCCUAUUACUUCCGUGGAAGAAAUAGAGGAUUCUACCCGUGGGGCCAAUAUAACCGAGGUGGUUAUGGAAAUUACAGGUCUAAUUGGCAAAACUACCGCCAAACAUACAGCCCUCGAAGGGGGCGUUCUCGUUCUCGGUCACCAAAGAGGAGGUCUCCCUCUCCGAGAUCCCGAAGUCAUUCUCGAAACUCUGACAAAUCAUCAUCCGAUCGUUCAAGAAGGUCUUCAUCAUCUCGGUCAUCUUCUAAUCACAGCAGAGCUGAGUCCUCCAAGCGUUGGUCGUUAAAGGAAAAGAAAUCUAAGGAGGCUCGGGGGUCCCAAGGUGCUGGGGACAACCAAGGGGAUGACUCCAAGGAACAACCCUUCUCAGGAGGAACUGCCCAGGAUGUCAAGUCUUCAGAGGGGUCAAAACCCUGGCAGGAUGUGGGAACCUACGGCACCAGCGCAGCCUCAAGGGCCUCUGCCAUGACAGAGUUGAGUCCCAAAGAGCGGAGUCCAGCGCUAAAGAGCCCUCUCCAAUCAGUCGUAGUCAGACGCCGAUCACCCAGGCCAAGCCCACUUCAGAAGCCCAGUCCAACAUCUUCCAAUCCUUCCCAGCUGGGCUCAGCUCUGCAGAGCGGCAGCUCCUUUCAGGCAGGCUCACAUCAGUUUGAGCAUGGUUUAGCCAGCCUGAGCCCAACCAGGAAGAGCCCAGUAUGCAAAAGCCCCACAACAAUCAGUUCCAUUUAUGGGGCCUCUCAGAAGGAGGAAAUAGGGUCAGCCUUUUCCAAGAGGUACCUGGAAGAACAAAAAGCUGAGAAUGGGAAGGACAAAGAGCAGAAAUUGUCGAAUGUAGAAAAGGACAAAAUGAAAGAGAAAGGAAGCUUUUCUGAGAUGGGAUUAGCCGAUGGUAAAACAAAGUUGGAUCCUUACGCCUCUAAAGCUGAUACAGAAAAGAUGUAUCGUGGGAAUCAGUCCCCAAAGCGCUAUAAAGUCCGAGAUGAUUUUGAAAAGAAAAUGGCUGAAUUCCACAAGGAAGCCCACUAUGGCAAAGAGGAGGCAGAGGAGCCAGAAAAGAAAGUCAAGGGCAAAGGACGGAAGGAAUCCAAUUUUGAUGAGGAUGAGGAUGAGGAGCCCAAGUUUGUGAAGACAGUGCCUGCUUCCAGCAAAAGCCAGGACGAAGAUCGGGCAGGCAAAUGGGAAGGCCUGGUUUAUUUACCUGCAGCCAAGGAGAAGCCGAGGAAAGCAGAAGAGAUGGCAGAGGAGUCCUAUACUGACUCCUCCAAGAAAGACGAGAGGCAGGCAGCCAAAAGAGGAGAAGCCGGGCACCGAGGGUUUGUUCCAGAGAAGAACUUCCGAGUCACCACUUACAAAGCAGGCCAGGAAAAAAUGGCAACUUCUCCCCCACCCCGAAAGGUCCCAGAGAGCAGAGAGAAGACGAGCAUGCGGGGAGAGGGCCUGGCCGCGGGCAAAUCCUCCUUUUCCAUUACUCGUGAAACCCAGGUCAACCUUCGAAUGGAUUCCUUUGAUGAGGAUCUUGCUCGCCCAAGUGGGAUUUUGGCACAGGAGCGCAAGUUAUGUCGUGAUUUGGUGCACAGCAAUAAAAAGGAACAGGAGUUCCGUUCCAUUUUCCAUCACAUCCAGUCGGCCCAGUCUCAGCGAAGUCCCUCAGAGCUCUUUGCUCAGCACAUAGUGACCAUUGUCCAUCACGUGAAAGAGCAUCACUUUGGGUCUUCAGGAAUGACGUUGAAUGAACGCUUUACAAAAUACCUCAAGCGGGCAGAGCAGGAGUCGGCUAAGAGCAAAAGCCCUGAAAUCCACAGGAGGAUAGACAUUUCUCCAAGUUCUUUUAGAAAACAUGGAUUCUCACAAGAGGAGAUCAAAAGUUCCAAAGAAGCAAGCUACAAGGCUGAGAACAAAUACAAAGAUGAUCCAGUUGACCUGCGCCUUGACAUUGAAAGACGUAAAAAACAUAAGGAGAAAGAUAAGCGAGGAAAGUCGAGAGAAUCUGUGGAAUCCAGGCCUUCCAGUCAUUCAAGAGAACGAUCAGCAGAGAAAACAGAGAGGCCUCACAAAGGCUCCAAAAAGAAGAAGCACCGACGUGUCCGGGAGAGAUCGAGGUCAAGCUCUUCGUCCUCACAGUCUUCACGCUCCUAUAAAGCAGAGGAGUAUCCUGAGGAAACUGAGGAACGGGAGGAGGCCCCUGCCUCCGGCUUUGACAAAUCCCGCCUUGGCACCAAGGAGUUUGCCGGCCCGAGCGACCGGGGCAGAGCCCGAGGAACAUUUCAGCAGUUCCGGGCCAGAGGCCGUGGCUGGGGAAGGGGUACCUUUUCCGGCAACACCAACACCAACAACAGCGGCACCAGCGCUGACUUCCAGAAGCGAAACCGGGAGGAGGAUUGGGACCCCGAAUACACACCCAAGAGCAAGAAGUACUAUUUGCACGAUGACCGAGAGGGCGAAGGUGGCGAGAAGUGGGCGAACCGGGGCCGGGGCCGAGGCCUCUUCCCCCGAGGCCGGGGACGGUUCCUGUAUCGCAAGUCAAGCACCAGCCCCAAGUGGGCUCACGACAAGUUCAGUGGCGAAGAGGGCGAGAUAGAGGACGACGAGAGCGGGCCGGAGAACAGGGAAGACAAGGAUGUCCUCCCACCCGUGGCAGAGUAGGAGCCGCUGGUGACACGAGGACGGGAGGUGGGGGGUUGUCUUUGAUUCUGAUUGGCUAGUUGAAUGUUUUCCUGCUCUUUGGUUUCUCAGUGACCCUGGAGGACGGUAGAGUUGUGCCCACUAUUUUUGGCAAUCAUUUCUGUCUUUUUUAAAUGUGGUGAUAGAGAUGAGUAAUGUCUUGCUCUUUUGUUUUCCUUUUUCCUGUUUGUGGAUUUUUUUAAAAAAAUCCUUUAUUUUAAGCAUUUACAUAUAUAUUGACAAUAUGCCCUUAAAUGGUUAAUUUCAGAAAGGUCUUCAUGAAUAUAUACAUAUAAUGAAUAGAGUUGGGGGAAGAAUAAACAUCUGAAUAGAAAGUAUUGGGACCAAACUCUGUAGCGUUUUUAAUUUACAGGAAUUUUCCCCCAACUGAAUUUAGAACUAUAUCUUUUAAAGGUUUUCCCCCCCUCCCCCCUUUUCUGCUGAAAUUUUAAAGACAGCAUGGCGCAGUGGGGAAAUUCAUUUUCCUCCUUCCAUCCAAUUACAGAUCUCUUCUUGAAUGAUGUUAGCAUCUUCAUUUGUUCAUCCAGACUCCUUUCAUACUUCUUUUCCUUCCCAAUGUCAAACUGAACACAUUUUCAGGAUCAGUUUUAUAAGAAACUUCUGAAUAUAGUAGAUUAAAAAAAGCCUGUAGCAUGAAUAAAAUGAGAAUUCUUAUUAUAUUAAUCUUUUUUAUAAAGCAGUUUUGAUUUACUUGUGUGGUGGCCAUGGUCACUUGCUGACAAUUGGCUUGUCAUUCUUUUCAGCUUUAAAUCUGCAGUGCUUAAAAGAUGCUUGGUAGAUAUAGCAUUCUUACUCCCAAGCCCACAAGAGAGAUUCUGAUUGCUGUGAGGAGAAAUUAUUCCCCCAGGAAUCUGGCUUUGCCGUGCUUCCUUUGGCUCCCCUACUUUCCCCUCUGUGAGUUCAUUUUGUGGGACGGGUGCAGUUCUUGCUUAGCAGAGCAAAUUCUUAGCAAAUUCUUGUUUUGCCUCCUUGUUAAAAUAAAACUAUGUUGAAUUGAA